AUGUAUUGUGCAGCGACUGUCUAUAUCUACGUUGCAAAGACCGACCCGUCAAACGACAUCAGUCCGCGUGACGCGUCCAAUCUCGAAAUCCUUGUCCAUGCCAUGGAAGCAAUCAGUCGCAACAAUCUAAUAACCAGAUCCCUUCUACGGCAAACUUGCCACGACAUUGAUGCAAAUGGACUCGCUUCAAAAAUGAGGUUUCCAGCACUGGCGAAAUAUCGCCAGUCGGAAACCCGCGGGCUGGCCAGCAUCCCGCUUUUCGCGCGGAGCUCAGUGUCGCGCGACUCGGAAAUCAUGCCCGUCUUGCCGGGACGAUUGCCUCUGGAGAAUCCCAAAGGCCAGCGGCUUGACCUCGACGUCGUGCCUAGCGGCCACGCAACUGCCAAGAGACUCACAGGUGCCGAUUGCUACCAGUGCAUGAUCGGGGCCGUGUGUCGAAACGUCUCUGUGGACACAAACCAGCCGGCAGUGGUUGACGUGUCCGACAAUUGCACGAACAAGCGCAAGAGGACCAUGGACAGCCCUGUGUCGCAGGAUAGGGAUGGCAACAUUGCGUCGACGCAAAAUGCCGCUCCGCCGGGCAACCCACUCGAGUCCAACCGGUGGAGGCGAGGACCGAACAGCCUCGGCAGCGUGUUUUCGCUCCCCGAUCGCUCGUCGCCCUCCAACACCGCAUCGCCGGUCCUUCAAAAUCCCAACGGGGGCGGCUCCGCGGGCAGCAGCAACGAGUCCCCGGCGGCCGUCAGCGGCCUGGGGACGAGCGCCGUGUUCGGGCUGGGCAACACGCCCGCGGAGAACCGCAUUGACCUCCGGGCCUUUCAGGAUCGCAUGAUCAACGCUCCAUGGCCUAGUCAGGACGAUAUGUUCGCGGCACAGAUCACCACUUCGUUGAUGGACACGGGCGAGCUGCCCGGUGGGAUAAGCAUGCCGUGGAACUUUUCCAGCGACGACCUGCCGCCGUGGAACGGGCCAUGA
This is a messenger RNA of Cordyceps fumosorosea ARSEF 2679, 975 nucleotides long. RefSeq names its product binuclear zinc transcription factor. The transcript has a single exon. Bases 1 to 975 code for a protein of 324 amino acids. Lineage: Eukaryota; Fungi; Ascomycota; Sordariomycetes; Hypocreales; Cordycipitaceae. The record is from RefSeq and is a predicted model, not a curated record.